AUGGCUUCUCUUUCGGCGGUGCCGCCUAUGUAUUUGGAACUGGCCAUCCCAAAAUCCCGUCCAAGAGAGCAUCAUGGCUACGCAGAUGAGGAUGAUGAUGACGUAGAUGACGAUGUUAGCCACUAUGAAUGCGGCAUUGCCAAGCUUGGUCUUGGCGAAGAAAAAGCCGUACUGCUCGCAUUGGUGCCCUUUGGUCGGUAUAAGGAUCAUGUUCGAAACAAUAUAUACGGGCAUCUUGAUUUCUCCUGUCCGUUUCAGAGGAUCCCACUUGGGGUUGCAACAAGAGAGUGUAUUCCAGAUAUAUAUCGGUAUCAGAAAGACGUAGCAUCCAGCUGCGAGCUGGAGUACGAUAUAAAUAUCGGCGGGCUGGAUGUCCUGGCCAGCAAUCGCAACAAGCGAUCCGAGAAUGAUCCCCCCGGACAGAAGAAGGCCCAGAAGCCGUACGUCGGACACAUCUGCUUCGUCAAAGAACUCGACCAGUAUCUCGCCAAACCACUAGAUGUAAAUGCCAAGCCGUAUGCCCAAGCCAUACAUGUCAGGACGCCCCUGGUGCCCACAUGA
Messenger RNA from Trichoderma asperellum CBS 433.97, 561 nucleotides. NCBI's taxonomy places the organism in Eukaryota, Fungi, Ascomycota, Sordariomycetes, Hypocreales, Hypocreaceae. The record is from RefSeq and is a predicted model, not a curated record.